Messenger RNA from Plasmodium knowlesi strain H, 825 nucleotides. RefSeq lists its product as uncharacterized. The record is from RefSeq and is a predicted model, not a curated record. The coding region runs from base 1 to 825 and encodes 274 amino acids. The transcript has 2 exons. Lineage: Eukaryota; Apicomplexa; Aconoidasida; Haemosporida; Plasmodiidae.
AUGGCACCUUUUUCUUUUAUAAAAUUAUCUACAUUAAUCUUUGCAUAUUUAUUCUUAUGGUAUCAAACCAAUUAUCACCACCAGGUGAGUGCAUUAAGCACUUUAAAGGAUGAUGAUGUGUCAGAUUCAAACAGUUUAUACUCAUCAGAGGAAGAAAAUGUAAAUAAGACACAUGGUCUUUUGAAAACAGCACAAGGAGUUGGAACAAAUGUUUCAAGUAUCGGUUAUGGGGACUAUCAUCCUCCCCAAGGAGGAGGGGAACCUUCUGUAAGGAGGGGAGGAGGAGGCUCCUUCGCCUCCUCCCCCCUUAAAAAGGGAGGGGGAGGAACUUCCCCCCCCUUUGGGGGACAAUACCCUCACCCUACAAGAAGAUAUGGAACACCAAAAAAAAACCACGUCACCUCAAAUUUUGGAUCACCAAAUUUUGGAACCUUGAACAAUGGAAAACCAAAAAAUAAAAGUUUCUCCCAAAAGAGUAAAAGGGUGAAGGAGGUAUUAAAAGCUUUAUGGAAGAAAUCUGUAUGUCAUGGUCAUAAACAUCGACGUUUGGUAAUAAUUUUUGCGAUAGUUAUUAUGGUGGUACUAUAUUUAUUAUUUUUGCAAUUUGGUUGCACAGGUAUGGGAUCCCAUGAAUUCUUCUUGCCCCUAGGGGCUAUGGAGAAGGGAAAGGAUUUGAUUAAUAUUUAUUCCUGCGUUAAGACGGCUUCCGAUUCAUCAGGAAUAAUUUCUGUAAUUCCAGCACUAAUAGGGCUCCUUGUGAUAGGUGCCUUAUUUGGAUUUUAUUGCUGGAAACUGGAGCAAUGUAAGAAAAGAGAAAAAUUUUAA